AUGGAUUCCCCCAGCUCGUCGGGAAGGUCUCUCCCAGCCGAACCCCGCAGGAGGAAGGCGGUUUUCAGCCCGAGUCAAAAGGACGCUCUGCAGGCAUCCUUCGCCACCAAUCCCUACCCGGGUAUCAGCACCCGACAGAAGCUGGCGGAGCAAACGGGCCUGGCGGAGCCUCGGAUCCACGUUUGGUUCCAAAACCAGAGAAGGCGGCUCCUGAAGCAGAAGCGACUGGAAGCUGAGCCUUGGCCCCAGGAGGGCCUACCCAGAGAAGAGCGGCGAAGACGCACGGCCAUCACGGCCUGGCAGACCGCUGUCCUCGUUGGAGCCUUCGAGAGCAACCGUUUUCCCGGAAUCGCCACCAGGGAGGCACUGUCCAGACAGACAGGCCUCCCAGAGUCCAGAAUUCACAUCUGGUUUCAGAACCGAAGGGCCCGACAUCCAGGGCGCCAGGAACCGAGGGCCCCGGCGCCCGUGGCCGCCCGGGCCGGGCCCACAGAGGACCCAAGCGCUCAGCCUCCCCUGGCGCUGGAGACGCCCACCAGGGCGGCGGCGGUAGCGCCUGCUCCGGCGGGAGCGCUCUCUCACGCACAGAGCCCUCUGUGGCCUCCCUACCAAGGACACAGCCAGGGCCACGCUGGCUUGGCAGGUGCGCACUCCCUGUGGCGGCCUGAGCUGCCGGGCCCGGGACCAGCUCAGCAACUGGCGAGCCACCCUGCGCAGUGGUGGGGCCCGGCCCAGGGGCCCCAGGCCGUCCAGGCCCCGUGUCCGCCUGGAGAAGCGCCAGCAGCCCCUCCGCAGGCCACACCCCGCCAGUCUCCACCUCGGCACGAGCAGAGUCCAGCCAGCGGGGAGCCCGGUCCUGGCCUCCAGGAACCCCCGGGGGAACCCGCGCCGGGCUCCUGCCUGCUAGAUGAGCUCCUGUCGGCGCCGGAGUUUCAGGCUCUGGCACGACCCUUCGUGGAUCUGGACGCACAGGAGGAGGACCUGUCGGCGGAACCAGAACCACCCCUGGACCAGGAAGAAUUCCAGGCUCUGCUCGACCAGCUGCUGAGCUCACCAGAGCCUCAGCUGUAA
This is a messenger RNA of Otolemur garnettii (small-eared galago), 1071 nucleotides long. RefSeq names its product double homeobox 4 (gene DUX4). Gene Ontology annotation, molecular function: DNA binding. The transcript has a single exon. Lineage: Eukaryota; Metazoa; Chordata; Mammalia; Primates; Galagidae. The record is from RefSeq and is a predicted model, not a curated record. Bases 1 to 1071 code for a protein of 356 amino acids.